Messenger RNA from Alosa sapidissima (American shad), 8449 nucleotides. It is a transcript of the gene slc2a4rg, whose product is annotated as SLC2A4 regulator. Gene Ontology annotation, cellular component: nucleus. The record is from RefSeq and is a predicted model, not a curated record. Lineage: Eukaryota; Metazoa; Chordata; Actinopteri; Clupeiformes; Clupeidae. The transcript has 9 exons. Gene Ontology annotation, biological process: regulation of transcription by RNA polymerase II. Gene Ontology annotation, molecular function: RNA polymerase II cis-regulatory region sequence-specific DNA binding; DNA-binding transcription factor activity. Bases 317 to 1969 code for a protein of 550 amino acids.
AUGCCAAAACGACAUGUUUAUGUAUGCCGACAACCAGUCAGACUGAAUGGGAGGCGGGACAUUGCGAAUCUCGCCUGGCUGCACGCGCAGGAGAGAGUGGGCGUGGCGUUCAUUUGGAGGAAAAAAGCAAAACAAUCUUUUAUUCCCUGACCGGUUGGCUGUAGUUUUCUGGUUGGUAGAAAAUCUAGUUGGUAGUAUAUUGCGACAAGCUAAGCUCUAGUCAAGACAAUCUUGUUAAAUGUAUAAUUUCUUCUUCUGUACUAAGGUCUUUAGAAAGCUAGUUAUCUUUCUUUAGAUUCACUUUUCCUGACUAAAAAUGACUUCCAAGCGCCUCCUCGAUAAGCCCCUAGCCGGCAUACGGCUCGGUGGUGCGGCUUCGAGUCGAGCUGGUAACAGCACGUAUGGAGGGAAUACCGCCGGACAUGCUGAGACUGUCACGGCAAUGGAUUGCGGAGUGAUACUGGCAUGUAAAAAUGUGUCCUCGCCGGGAAGAGUUUUUAGUCCAAUGUUGGACAACAGCACUCUGAAAGAAUGUAUCAGCAAAGAUUCUGUUGUCAACGGAGUUGGUUUGAAGUCAGGGAGAGAAAAGCACCUUGACCUGAAAAAAGUGGGCUGUCCAGGCAACAUGGAUGAGAGUGACCUGAUGGGCCCCUGUGGGGUCCUGAAGAAUCCCAGCCCCACACAUCGCCUGAUUCUGAACGGGCAGAAGCUAGACGACCAAAUGCACUUCGAGCCCAGGCCCUCAGGCCGCGAGAGCGGGGAGGCCAGGUCCCGCCUGCAGCCGCUGCUCUGCCCAGACGGCUCGCCUGAGGAGCGCCCCCCACACGCUUCCUCGCACAUCCCCGUCCCACGGAACAGGAACCCCUCAGGCCAUGCUGAUAAGGAGGUGAUGGCUGCCACCGUCCUCACCAGUCUGUCCACCAGUCCCCUGGUGCUCAACCCCCCCUCAGCAGCCCCAGCUGCAGUACCGGAGCUGUCCAGCAGGGGGUGGAAGGAGAGCCUGUCGGCGAGCUACAGCAGCUCCACCAGCGGCAACUGGAGCUGGGACACCAGUGACCAGUCGGUGCCAUCCACACCCUCGCCACCUCUCUCCAACGACGCCGGGAAGGGCUUCCUGCUGUCUGCGCAGGGCGACGAUGCCGGUGAAGAACACGACAGCCCGCACUUCAUGUUCGAGGACCCCAUCCCCCGGAAACGCAAGAAUUCCAUGAAGGUGAUGUUCAAGUGUUUGUGGAAGAACUGUGAAAAGGUCCUCAGCACGUCCUCAGGGAUCCAAAGGCACAUUCGCACUGUCCACCUGGGGCGGAACAGUGACUCAGACUACAGCGACGGCGAGGAAGACUUCUACUACACGGAGAUCGAGGUUAACAUGGACACACUGUCGGAGGGGCUGUCCAGCCUGACACCCACCUCCCCCACCACGGCCGGCCCACCCCCCAUCUUCCCCCCACCAGUGACCUCUGACCUGCUGCUUCUGCCACGCUGCGACUCCGCCCACCACCACCAGGCCUUCCACACACCCCUCAGCCAAUCGGCUCCCUCCGCACUCUGCCACAUCCGCACUGACCACGCCUACCAGGCCACUGCCCCUGUCAACAUUCCCAUUUCUUCCGAGACGAUUGAGAGCGAGAAUGGGAUCAGUGUGUCCUGGCAGUCUCCCCCUGUCAUUUUUAAAGGCUUACCGGGCCCGAUGAGUCACAUCCGCACUGUCAGCAUCGGAGAGAAGAGGCAGCUGACCGCCGCUCACACCACCCUCAACAACAAGGCCCACCCCACCACCCCCACCCCCACCCCCAAACCGGCCUCUGGCACCAGGUGUCCUCCUGCUCACUCAUGGUUCUUGACAACCCACCCCAGGAAGCCCCGCGGCGAGGCCAAGAAGUGCCGCAAGGUGUACGGCAUGGAGAAGAGAGACCUGUGGUGCACGGCCUGCCGCUGGAAGAAAGCCUGCCAGCGCUUCAUCGACUGAGCCCUGGUAAGAGACGCCACCCCUACGUGAGAGCUGGAGCCUGAGCCUGAGCCUGACCGAUGCUUCUGCAGUCCAACCCGGUCCAGCCCAGUCCCAGUCCUUGGGUCCGGUUCUGGUUCCCCUCUCCGCAGCCUUUCCCCAUCAGCAGGGGCUGGACACACUGCUGAGGUGAGGGCCCUAACUCUGGGACUGACUACUUUUUUUCCCUUCCUCCACACCACCAGAGGGAGCUCCAACGCUCUAAACACCCUCAACCAGCAGAACACUGAAAAUCAAAUUUUAUCUACUUCAUACAUAGAAAAAAAAAAAUGCUCAAAAAUGUUUUCUUUUUUUAAAAGAGUUUUUUGACAAAACAAAGAACUGGCAUAUUUUGCAUUAUUGAUAGUGUUGUUGGUGGACUUAAGCUGAAUUUGUUUUUAUUUCACCUUUCGAAAAGGAAUUGAAAAGAAACAGCAAAGGAAGAAAUAUGUAACACACAAAUCCUGAUUCAGCAGUUUAAGAUACUUGUUUAUUGUUUUUUUUCUAUGACUUUUAUUUUGGUCUGUUUUCAUUUGAAGACCGAGGUUGAAGAUUUCCAGUUGUCUUUUUUUUAUCAUUCUUGUGUAGCAUUCUAUAAACAUGGCAGUCUUUACUGGUCAGAAAAAAAACAAGUAAGCUAUGUUUUUGUUAUCGGACUAUUCAUGCAUUGAUCUCCGCAACCUUCAUUUGAUCUUUGCAAAGAUGACACAAGUCCCUGAUUAGUGCUGAGUCUAGCACAGAUCUGGUCCUGAUCCAAUACUGACCCGGUCCAAAUCUGUCCGAGAAUCGGCGUCUUCCGGAGGAUUCCUCCUGAUCAGCUGCACUAACUGUCACCAUUUUUAUCAUGGACUCCCAGGAGAACCAAAGCCAAACCGGUGAUCUUUGUCUAGUGCACAACCCCACCACUGAUACACAGUGUCAGUAGGAGGCUUUCUUAGAAUCCAUUGCAGUUUGCCGGGAAGCAAAUAAGACAUGGUCAUCAUUAUCAGAUUGCUCAAACAUAACCAGGAAAUAAACAUGCUCAUUACAAUCAGAAGCACCAAAUAAAAUCUUACAUGUUUGAACAGAUGCACACACACAAAUAUAUAGAGUAUAUAUAUAUAAGGAUAUUUUUUUUCUUGUUUGUCUAUGUACCUCUUUAUCAAUAUGCACCUUGUUUUAGACAGAUAGGCAGAGCUCCUUGAGUCGGACAGUUUUGAGUGUCCUCUUUAGCUGUAACUACAUUGGAUUUUGCAGCAGGCCCAGGAGUUUCACAUACAAAGAAUAGUAUCCUUUUUAAGAUGAUUAUAUAAAGACACUUUUAGCAUAGACCAAUGUCUGCUCACUUUGAUUCCUCUUUUUCUCUGCUUUUUUGGAUUUUCUGUCUCACAUGAAACAGGUUUCUGGUAUUUUUUAGAUAAUCGUGUAGUUUUGUAUUAAGAAAAAAACAAAAAGAAAUCUAUCAAUCUACAGUAUUACUACAGUCAAUUAUGCUUCAGCAUCUCAUUGCAGAUAGAGCUAUGAUUAGCAAAGAUUCCCUUAUAGGAUGCAUGCCAAAGCAGGCGUAGAUUCCAGACAGAUGCUCUCUGGCUAUUUGGAUGUUGUCUUCUUCAGAAAAUGCUAAUUCAGAUUAGAAGAACUGCAGACUAGAGUUUGGAAUGUCCAUUUUUGGAUAGCCAAACUACAAGCCUACCGAAGCACAGGGGCUCAAGACUAAAGAGAAGGCGAAGAAUUAAAACAGAAUUGUAGUUGUGCACACAGUGAAAGACUGGGAGCAUAAAAUAAAGUGGGCAGACACCUGUCUUUUGGAACCUCCAGUUGCCAAAUGCAUUUUCAUGAGAAUUAUAGUGCUCAUUAGUCACCCUAUCCUGUGAAGGGAUUAUUUGCUUCCCGUGAAACGCUUCCUCUGUAUUGAACCAUUUACACUCACAGUUUUUUUUUUUGCUUGGAACGACAGAUCACCGUUCCCUUAAAUACUGUCUUGAUUGUAGACACCUCUUUGAAUGUAGUCUCUGCUGUAUGUUGGCCUCUGCCAGUUCCUCUCUCUCUCCCUCUCUCUCUCUCUCCUCUCUCUCCUCCCUCUCGGCCUCUCUUGUCCACUGCGCUUUCCCUUUGAGUGAGUGCAGAUUUGAGUGCCCGCCCUGCAUGGUGACUCACACAAGACUGUUCACAGGCUCACACACACAAUAGCAAGGGUCAUCUCGCUCGCUCACAAGUGUGUACAGCGCUAUUGGACUCCUCUUGCAUGGACACACACCUCCUUUGAGCGGUCUCUAGGGCAACUAUACAACCUACAGGAAGAGAACUAACUGGCCUAAAUCCAGCCCAGACAUCCAAGAGCCCUUUAUACAUACUCUACUGCCAGCAAAUGGACAGGUUCAAAUCAACACACCUGUCAUUUACUAUGGUAUCAUUAAUUAAACAAGUUUGCAUUCAAAGGCCUUUUAUAACUACUGUAUUAGUGAUUGGCCAAGCCCAUAAGCCCUAAACACCUUUAUUAAAGAUGCACUCCAGCCAUUAAUUAACCCUGGUAAUGUCAUUUUAGUUCCUAACACAGACAUAUUCAUAAGUGCUUUUUUAAAAAAAAAAAUCCCUUCAUGAGCUAACUGUUCCGCCCCGGAUGCAUACAACUCUGCCUGGUUACCAAAUCGGGUUGACAAUGUCCUGAAAUAGCUAACAAUGCUGAGCUGUUGUAAGAUAGUUAACUCUGACACAUUAGCUUGCUUAUCUUGGAAAGCUAAAUGUGCCGAUGUGUCCUCAGGAAAACUAUUUUUCCAGGAAUGAUUCGGACAAUUCCACCCCGCAGGUCAGGCCACGAGUUAUUAUUCUGAAACAUCCACUAGUGUACUGCCCAUCUGAACCAGAAAGACUCAGCUAUGGUGUUUACUACUGUAGGUAUUUCACCCAUGUCUUUCGUAGGUAUUUCACCCAUGUUAACAAACCCCUAAUGGACAUGGACAAAGGUUCACAAGUAGAUCUUGGCUGGAGUGGGUCUUUCAAAAGUGCAUUAAGUAGCUAUUUGCUUAUUCAAGAGUACACUUGAAUAAGUGUCAACAGUUAUCCUUCAGAUAUAUAGCAUUGUUGUCUAGGUCCAGCAUCAUUUAUUUUUUCACAGCAAAACCCAGUGUCUAUACUGGUGAGCUGGUGGCCAUCGGUGCGGUUCUCUUCCUUGUCUGGGUCGGUGCUGAUCCUCAGUUCAGAGGGGAGCUUAGUGUCUGUACUGGACAGAGUGAGGUUCUCUUUAAGGUCGUAAUAGAAAAAAAUAAAACAUUCACUUCAAGUGCCAAUGAGAAGAACAUCACGAGGGAAAAGAAAAACAAAGCAUUCAUACAUAUAACACAUGAAAUCGAAUUGCACUAACUUGUACUGCACAAAGACGUGUAUUUUUUUUUUUUUUUUUUUUAAUAAUCAGAGCAUUUUCUUUGUUUGUUUUUGAAGUUGAGAGUUGAGUUUAUGGUCACAGGUUCACAACUGCCAUGGGGUGCCAGAACAGAGGGCAAGGGACUGGGAUGAUUCCCUCAACCCCUGCUAAACUAUAAGCUGUGUGUGUGUGGGCGGUACUUUACGGCAUUGAGCAGUCGUGACUCCUUCGUGUGGCCUAUUCAGCAUAGAUAAGCAGUCUGAGUGUAAAACCCCUUUAGUGGCCGUUUGGUUGGUAUCCAGGCUGCCGGUAUCCUGAGGUUGUGUCACUGCCCUGCUCAAUUGUAAAGUUGUGGAUGAUAUAGAAAAAGAGAUUAGGAUUUCUGAACACACACACACACACACACACACAGACACACACACACACACACACACACACACACACACACACACACACACACACACACACACACACACACACAUACAUACACACACACACACACACACACUAUCUAUGUCUUACUGUAGAUACUGUGCCUUUGGGAGAUACUGCCCUGGUCACCUUUGCCUUAGCUUGCCAUAAUAGCAGUCAUUCUUAGCUUAGCAAUUUCCUCUAAUACUGCAGAGAGAAAAUAUUCUGGAAGGAUCAGCCAUUGGUGAAACAUUCUAGAGCCUGAGAUCUUUAAUUCAAAUGAUUUGUUGUAAAAUGGCUUCCACCUGGUCCUAUUGAUGUUUUAUGAUAAAAUGUACAACACUUUAAUAGUGUAUUGCUAUCUUAAAUAUUUUAUGUUGUGUUUUUAUUUGGUAUUUUUGGCUCUGAAUUAUUGUGUGAGGGGGGAGGUCAGAAGUUUUUAAUAUGUAGUGUCCUAAUAGCUAAUCAUCUUUGUGGCAGAUAGCAGCUGAGCUUGUUCCCAUCCUAUUUUUCCCACAAACAAAUUCAUUGAGGUCACAGAUUUCGAAUGUCUGGGCUAUUCAUGAUAAGAAUCUAAAAACUUGAUAAGUGAGAGAAGAUAGAUGACAAACUAAUAAUAUUUCUCUCUCAAAAUGUAUCAUAUGAGCGGUCUUGCACAUUUUCAAUGUAUGUAAGGUAGGAACAGAUGUUAUUAGUGUGGGCUGGGAAUACCGUACAUAAACCAAUGACAGACCAGAAUUAUACCCUACAUCCCUAAACUAAAGCCAGUCAGAUUCUUACUGGCCCACCUCUGGCCAAUCAAAGGAACUCGUUGCUGUGUCUAGCAACUGACUAAUGUGUGUCCAUAGCCUCAAACAUUUUUGAGAAGCAGAGCUUAUUAUCCAGUCUUAUGUUUUGAAUUGCACUAAAAGAAACAGAACAUGCAUAAAUAUGACAAAAAGAAUGGAAACAGGUCAUAUUUUUAAGUUCACUGGUUCUUGUCUGACAAAGAGAGACUCCUGUCAGAAUGAGUUGUCAGGCAGUGACACAACUCUAUGGAUACUGUGCAUCAAUGUCAGGGUUUUCCUGGACACUAUACAAAGGAAACCAUUGAGAGCUGUUUCAGUUUCAUUUUUGUCAUAAUCUUGUAAUAUGAUAUGGAAGCAUUUUUGUUUUUGAGGAGAUACAAUUGUUAAAUUUUUUAAUGAUUGAAAAGCUAUAGUUGAAGAAACAUGUAAAUAUAUGUUGUAUAUUGUGGGUUACAUGGCAAAGGGGAGAUUAAAGGAAAAAAAAAACAAAACAAAACAAACAUUGAAUGUAAAAUCUACAAAAAGAUAUGCCUGUUCUAUGUUUUGUUUCUUUUGUAUAAUUCUUGCCUCACCUAUGGUGAUCAUCUUAGCCCGUUCUGACUUCCCUCUCUACUGUUAAACUAUCAGCAGUUUUAACCAACAGCAGUGUUCUUGCAUUUCUCUCAGUGAAGUAACACACUUCCAGUGUACUCCAGAAUUAAUUCAAGACUUGCUUUUUCUUUCGCUCUGUCUUUCUCUCCUCCUUUUCUCCUUUGCUCCAAAUAUUGAUUUAAGUUAGAAUGAAUGUUUGGUUGUGUGUGUGUGUGUGUGUGUGUUUCUGUGUGUCUGUGUGUAUGUGUAUGAGUAAGCAAAAUAAAUGUAAUAAAUGUCAGACUUUUAAGAUUUAUUUUGCUUGUUUUCUUUUUUGAGGUUUUCAUUUUAUUGUUUUUAGGCGAGAGAAAUUGUUGUGUACAUUCCGAUCUGCAACUACGCCAUUGUCCCCCUUUUAUGUUGUGUCCUCUGUCUAUGUCUUUGUUUAUACACAGUAUAUGUGUGUCCUCUCUCAAUGUCUUGGUUGAUACUAAGUGUUUGUUUGUGUGUGUGUGUGUGUGUCCAUGUCUUGUGUUAUUCUCAGUGUGUGUGUGUGUGUGUAUUCUGUCUAUGUCUUGGGUUAUUCUCAGUGUGUGUUUGUGUGUGUGUGUGUAUUCUGUCAACUAAGUGUGUGUGUGUGUGUGUGUGUGUGUGUGUGUUCUACCCAUGUUUUGGGUUAUACUGUGUGUGUCUCUGCUCCCUUCCACUGUGUCACUAUCCAUGACCUUACCCAGUGCAUUAAGCUAAAGACCCAAGAAAUGUGUAGAAAUGUGUAUGUCUUUAUUUCUCUUUUUCUUUCUUUCUUUCUUUCUUUCUUUCUUUCUUUCUGCCAGUCUUGUCUUUCUUACUUUCUUUCUGUCUGUCACUCCUCAUUUGGAUGAUUAUCUCUUUGUCAAAGACAAAAAAUAGAGUGUAUGUUUUUUUUUGCUGUUAGCUCAACAGAGCAAAAAUGUUUUGAAUGCUUCCAGUGACUCUUUGAUCAGCUCUGUGAUCAAAAAACACUCUUAUUUUCUUAACCUGCUCUCAUUCUGGAAAGGCUAUUUUUGUCCUGUUUUCAUAGUUCCUGGCUAAACAAUUUUUUUUCAUCACAUCUGCUUUAACUGAUUUUUGUUUUUCUGAGAUGGUUUUUGUUGACAUUCUUCUUAUUUUGCAUGUCCACUUCUGUACUGUGUUGCCUGAUAGGAACCUUGUUUGUGAAUUGAGAGCGUUCACUGUAGUGUGUAAGGACAGUGUGGGAGGGUUGAGCGAUGGGCGUGUGAGCGUGUGUUUGCGAUUGCAGUUAUGUAAUGUUCUGAUGCCUACAAUGUGACGAGAGAUGAUGACAAUAAAUGUGGAUCACACAGCCUCCCUGGA